Vigna umbellata (rice bean) is the source of this 1396-nucleotide messenger RNA. The record is from RefSeq and is a predicted model, not a curated record. NCBI's taxonomy places the organism in Eukaryota, Viridiplantae, Streptophyta, Magnoliopsida, Fabales, Fabaceae.
CUGAACGACUCCCUUAACCCUCUUCCUCUGUUGGCAGUCGGAGAGAAUGCACAUAAGAGUAGUUCAGUGCCGCCGUUGAAGCCACCACAAAUUGCCGUUCCUUCUUACUUCUGAGCAACUGCAGUUCAUUUGUCUCAGAGAAAGAGUGAUACAUCACUCUGAAUGGGUUACAUCCACUAUGGAAGAAAUCUCCGCCACAUAUUCAGAUUCAAAUCCGCCACCGGCAUCGUAACAAAUUCUGCCAGAUCGCAACCGAGGUCACGCGCUCCUUUUCUCGGAAAUGUUCCUUUCUCCACCAAUUCGGACGCCAGAAUCGUGCUGGACCUUCGAGCGGAGGUGGAGCGCGACAGACUCAGGGAGAGAAACGAGCGAUUGAGACUCGGUUUGGACACAGCCGACAUCGACGCCGAGCCCGAGCAGGAUUACAUGGGCGUGGAGCCACUCAUCGCGAAGCUGACAAAGAAGAACGAGAAGGAAUCGGAGGGGGACUUGAAUCGCUACGAGGAGCCCACGGACUCCGAUGAAGAUUCCGACGAGGAAACCCAGGAAGAGGCCGACAAACGGCACCGCGACUUCGAGCGCAAGUUCGAGCGCCACCAGGACCUUCUCAAGAGCUUCACCGACGCCGAAACCCUCGAUGACGCCUUCAAGUGGAUGACCAAAAUUGACAAGUUCGAGCACAAGCAUUUUCGUCUACGUCCGGAAUAUAGGGUUAUCGGCGAGCUCAUGAACCUGCUCAAGGUGGUGACGGAGCAGAAGGAUAGGUUUGUUCUGCAGAAUAAGCUUAACAGGGCGUUGAGGUUGGUGCAGUGGAAGGAGGCCUAUGAUCCUGAUAACCCUGCCAAUUAUGGUGUGAUACAGCGUGAGCAGCAGGAUGCUGCUGCCGCGGCGGAUGCACGGGAAGACGCUGAGUUGGAGAAGGAGAAGUUAAUUGGGGAAGGGGAUGAUGGUGAGGAGGAGGAGGAGUUUGAUGACAUGAAGGAGAAAGAUAAUGUACUGCUGGCUAAACUUGAGGCUAUUGACAGGAAGCUUGAGGAGAAGCUGGCGGAGCUUGAAUAUACGUUUGGGAGGAAGGGGAAGGCACUGGAGGAAGAGAUCAAGGAUCUUGCUGAGGAGAGAAAUGAAUUGACUGAGCAGAAGAGAAAGCCGCUUUACCGGAAGGGUUUUGAUACAAGAUUGAUAGACAUGAACCGAACUUGUAAAGUCACCAAGGGAGGACAAGUUGUGAAGUAUACUGCUAUGGUAGCUUGUGGAAACUAUAAUGGUGUUAUUGGUUUUGCAAAAGCCAAAGGCCCUGCAGUCCCAGUUGCCCUUCAGAAGGUAUUCACAGUAUCUUAUUAGGUCUUUCAAGCACUCCUUGAAACGGUUUGGCACUGGAUUGUUUCUUUCCAAUUGG